AAGCAGAGAAGUCAGGGAGAGCGCAAUGGCAGGGAAGAGGAGGUGGGAGGACAUGGAGAUGGACUGCUUGGUGGCGAUCUUGCAGAGGCUCGGCCUGCAGGACUUGACGCUGAGCGUGCCGUUGGUGUGCCGGUCAUGGCGGAAGGCCUCUCUCCACCCCCUCUGCUGGCGAGUACUAAACUUGCGGGACUUGGACUUCAUGCCGUGGGGUGAUUUGACCAAGAGCUUCAUGGCAGAGUACCGCCUCCAGAGAUUCUUCUUCUCGGGCUUCUUAAAGCUCGCCGUGGCGAGGGGCAAUCGUUUGGUGGAGGAGAUCAUGUUCCCUCUCCUGUUUGGCACCUCCAUGCAGGACCUGUUCUUUGUUUCUGACGAAUGCCCGAGACUGAAGAAGCUUGUGCUGCCGAAUCUCUCGCCGGCAGAUGAGGCAGACAUCCCAAAGCUCGUAGGAAAAUGGAAGGACCUCGAGCAGCUUGAGAUGGAGGCAAAACCAUCUUCUUUCUUGGAGAUGCUCUCAGAAAUCAAUCUGCAUUGCAAGAAGUUUAGUGGACUCAAAAUGUGCGGUUCUAUCAAAAAGGAAGACAUGUUGGCCAUCGUUAAUCUUCUUCCAAAGCUCAAGUUUUUGUGCCUCAGCAAGUCAUACUUGCCCAGGGAGCAACUACUGGGGAUACUGAGUGGCUGUAAGGAACUGCAGAGAUUGACUGUGAGGGACUGCAUGGGAUUUGAAGCUGAUGAAGAGGUAAAGAAAAGAGGUUUAGGCAUCAAGAUUUUCGAGCAUGAGGGUUCCAAAUUGUUCGAUGAUUUCGAUUAUAAUUCAGAUGAAUGUGAUCCAUUGUAAA
This is a messenger RNA of Musa acuminata subsp. malaccensis (wild Malaysian banana), 836 nucleotides long. RefSeq names its product F-box/LRR-repeat protein At3g48880-like. Gene Ontology annotation, molecular function: protein binding. Lineage: Eukaryota; Viridiplantae; Streptophyta; Magnoliopsida; Zingiberales; Musaceae. The record is from RefSeq and is a predicted model, not a curated record.